Molecule: messenger RNA, 1268 nt
Organism: Carlito syrichta (Philippine tarsier)
Lineage: Eukaryota; Metazoa; Chordata; Mammalia; Primates; Tarsiidae
Product: prokineticin receptor 2
Exons: 2
Coding region: 39-1193 (384 amino acids)
Biological process (GO): neuropeptide signaling pathway
Cellular component (GO): membrane
Molecular function (GO): neuropeptide Y receptor activity
Source: RefSeq, a predicted model, not a curated record
CACACCUCCCUCACUUCCCUACCACUGCAGGCAUCACCAUGGCAGCCCAGAACGAAAACACUAGUUUCUCACCCAACUUUAAUCCACCCCAAGACCAUGCCACCUCCCUCCCCUUCAACUUCAGUUAUGGUGAUUAUGACCUCCCUCUGGAUGAGGAGGAGGACAUGACCAAGACGCGGACCUUCUUCGCAGCCAAGAUCGUCAUCGGUGUGGCACUGGCUGGCAUUAUGCUGGUCUGUGGUAUCGGCAACUUUGUCUUUAUCACUGCCCUCGCCCGCUAUAAGAAGCUGCGCAACCUCACCAACCUGCUCAUCGCCAACCUGGCCAUCUCCGACUUCCUGGUGGCCAUUGUCUGCUGCCCCUUCGAGAUGGACUACUAUGUAGUGCGCCAGCUCUCCUGGGAGCACGGCCACAUGCUUUGUGCCUCUGUCAACUACCUGCGCACUGUCUCCCUCUACGUUUCCACCAAUGCCCUGCUGGCCAUCGCCAUUGACAGAUAUCUUGCCAUCGUGCACCCCUUAAAGCCACGGAUGAAUUAUCAAACAGCCUCCUUCCUGAUUGCUUUGGUCUGGAUGGUAUCCAUUCUCAUCGCCAUCCCAUCAGCCUACUUUGCCACAGAAACCGUCCUGUUUAUUGUCAAGAGCCAGGAGAAGAUCUUCUGUGGCCAGAUCUGGCCCGUGGACCAGCAGCUCUACUAUAAGUCUUACUUCCUCUUCAUCUUCGGCGUUGAGUUCGUGGGCCCUGUGGUCACCAUGACCCUGUGCUAUGCCCGGAUUUCCCGGGAGCUGUGGUUCAAGGCGGUGCCUGGGUUCCAGACAGAGCAGAUCCGCAAGCGGCUGCGCUGCCGCCGGAAGACGGUCUUGGUGCUCAUGUGCAUCCUCACAGCCUACGUGCUGUGCUGGGCGCCCUUCUACGGCUUCACUAUCGUGCGCGACUUCUUCCCCACCGUGUUCGUGAAGGAGAAGCACUACCUCACCGCCUUCUAUGUGGUCGAGUGCAUUGCCAUGAGCAACAGCAUGAUCAACACCGUUUGCUUCGUGACCGUCAAGAACAACACCAUGAAGUACUUCAAGAAGAUGAUGCUGCUCCACUGGCGUCCCUCCCACCAGGCAAGCAAGUCCAGUGCCGACCUUGACCUCAAAACCAGCGUGGUGCCUGCCACAGAAGAGGUGGACUGUAUCAGGCUGAAGUGACCUGCUGGAGUCACACAACUGAAGACCUCUAUCUAGUACUCAGAACAUCACUGACAUCAACAAAGUUCACAGGCU